Messenger RNA from Oncorhynchus keta (chum salmon), 10501 nucleotides. RefSeq names its product SITS-binding protein. The coding region runs from base 609 to 2678 and encodes 689 amino acids. The record is from RefSeq and is a predicted model, not a curated record. NCBI's taxonomy places the organism in Eukaryota, Metazoa, Chordata, Actinopteri, Salmoniformes, Salmonidae. The transcript has 10 exons.
UGCCAGUUGGAGCGCAUGCAAAGGGAGCGAGCACCGGUCACUCCCCACCGCCAAUGGCCUGCUCGCCCCAACCGGCUGCUCUGGGACUGCCUGUCAAGCCAAGCUCCUCGCGUCUACCGGCUCCCUUAUCACUAUAUCCUCUCUACUCUACCUUUCUGAAGAAACAGCCUGGCGUUACGUCAGACCCGGGCAAAAACCGCAGGGCAAGCAAGUCGGAGUCUAAGGAGCUAGGCAUUGCUGCCAAACCCGAGUUAAGGCUGCUCACUCACAGCACAGCGUUCAAUGUUAUUAAAAAGGAACACUUUUAAACCGCGGCAGCAUGUGGUAAGUCAAUCUUUCCCUAAUUCGUUUUUGCAGCGGUUGGGAUUUUUUUUUUAACCGUUCUUACUCACAUGACACUUUGACCAGUUGUCUCUAGCUGGCAUAAUUGCGCAAAACCUGCGGUAACACCGCGUGUUGGAGAUUGUUGAAAAGUAGACUAACAAACGUUCAGCCACUUUGAAACCUACAUGACAUGAUGAUGAGGCACCCAAGCUUUUCAACAACCACUUGCAGAGAUUUUUUUCUUCAUUUUUAAAAUUUGAUUCUUGAUCAUUUCAAAAACAAACAUGCCUCACGCUCGAAAUAGGAACCCUAGCCCCAUCCCUGAGGUAACAUGGGAUACGGGAUUGAAGGAGAUGAACGAAACUUGGAAGGGAGCUAUUGCCUGUCUCGGGGUGGCAGUCUUUUUCGUCAUGACCAUUGGGAUCAUAUACUGGCAAGUGGUGGAUCAGCCUAACAAGAACUGGAUCCUAAAGGGGAGUUAUAGCGGGCUUAUCUGGGAGAGACGGACUCACUCUCUGGUCAUACAGACACUGACAGAAGACAAGACCUACGUGGAGAUUGACGUGGGCAACGUGGGGAACCCCGAUAUUGAAGUGCCGUUUGUCAGGAACCUGUGCUGGCUCAAUAAGACGGAGUUCUGCUACACAUGGGAUUCCGUGGCGGACGUUAAAAUCUCUUUGGAGGUGAAUGAGGCGACGGAGACGGAGUGUUAUAGCAUGACAUGGUCGCCGGUGCACUGUCAUGUGGAGCUGAAGGACUGCUUCUCCAUGGCUAACAUGUCGUGGUACGGUGGCGCCAGCGUCCAGAACCAGAGCUGGCCAAUCAACGAGCAGAAUGUCACCAUGCAGCCGUUCACUGUUAGCAACCUCAGGGACAACCCGUCUGGCUUUGGCUCAGUCCUCGAACGCUACUUCCUGGGCUCGUCAGGUGUAGCAGUGCUGGUGUCCCCAGAUGUUCCUCUUCAGGUGGGAAUGGAGAGCCGACAGCAUUUUUGCCUGCAGACUCCCUCCAGCCUGGAGCGCACCCCGCUUCAGUACACUGUGUGUGUGGGCCACAACAUCAGGGCUGUACACCAGGAGGCGCUGCAGCAGCUCUCAUCGCCCAGCAGGGAGCUGCCCAACAUGGACGUCUUAUGGUUGCCUUUCUGGAAGCUUCUGGCCAGUGUGGACUCAGGGCCAAAGGUAGAGAGGGAGUUGAGGACCUUCUCCAACCGUCUGAGGAGACACCAGCUGGGAGAGGGGGCCAUCAGCCUCAACGAACAUUCCACCGCCCUCCUCGCCGACAUGGACCAAGACUACCUCACCAGCAGGAAAAGGGGGACAUCCAAGAGACAGACCAGGGACUUCAGGGACCUCUCACUGAUCAAGCUUCUAAACAUUUCCAUCACCCUGUCCCCGUUCCUGAGCGUGGACACCACCCAGUUCCACAAGUCCCUGCUGGACGGCACUGAGGCCUAUUGGCUCAGCCUCCCCGUAGCCCCACAGGGGCGACUGGUGCCUGUGCUGACCCAGUGGCGAGGGCAGUUCUGCGUGAAACUGAACAUCAGCAACCCAGAGGCGGUCAGCUGGUUCCUGGACCGGGUGGGCUUACUGCAGGCUCGUCUGGGCAUGGAGUCCAUCCAUCUGGAGGGGGCAGAGGGGAACCCGCUGGACCUAGGCGGGGGAGACCAGUAUAUUGGCCAACUGGCAGAUGUGGCAGCCAGGAUAGAAGAGUCGGCUAUCAUGAAUGCAGGGACUAGGUCGAGCCACAAGCCUGUGUUUGUGCGGAUGCCUCCUUUGCAGUCUGACUGGAGCUCCUCUGGACUGAAGGGCCUCAUUCCCUCCUUGCUGCACCACACUCUGCUGGGGUACAACUUACUCAUUCCCGACGCAGUAGGUGGUUCUCUAUCUGGGGACCUGGUGACUGACGAGGAACUGUUCAUCAGGUGGCUGCAGAUUGUAGCCUUCCUCCCCGUCAUCAGCUUUGAGACUCCUCCCUGGGUCUGUGGGGAAGACCGGGUGCUGAACUUGACACGGGCUCUCAUCGCGUUGCACCAGGACUUUGUGGUUCCACUGGUGACGAGGUAUGCAGAGGACUGGAUGACCUCGGGGAGCCCAAUUUACCGGCCCCUGUGGUGGCUCAGCCCUGAUGACCCCGCGACCUUCACCAUUGAUGACCAGUUCCUCAUCGGAGACGAGGUCCUUGUUGCCCCGGUAAUAGAGAGGGGGACAGUACGGAGAAAUAUUUACCUGCCCGACGGGGGCUUUCAGUGGCAGGACAGCCGCAACGCCCAGGUGUUCGACGGGGGAACUCUCUUGGAGGACUACCCUGUCGCCCUCGAGGAGGUUGCCAUUUUCUUACGGAGGAGAUCUUGAGGCUCAAGUCACGUGAUUUAUACGUGACCUAUCCCGGAUACUAGUUUGGAAUCUUUUAUUUUAUGUUUUACUCGUGCUGUUCUCAAGUUGCACUUUUCCACAAAGACAAUUGACAGAGGCUCAAGACCUCUUCUUGAGAUUAGAUGUGAAUAUUUUUAUACUUGCACUUUACAAUUCAGAACGAUUUGUAUUUUAUUGACGUCGUUUUCUUCUCUCUUCUUCCUUUUUUAAACUUUAAUCUGCUGUACCUCUCGGCUGAUUGUUUCAGGACUUCUUUUUUGUUUCUUCUAAUCAUUGCUGUUCUUGCUUUUUUCUAUCUAAAGAAAGAAACCUAUGUGUUUACAUAUGAUUCAUUUCUAACGUUUAACUGCUGCCGGUUCUCAUGGAGACAUGGAGUACCAACGCAUGCCCCUCGUUCGCUUAAAAAGAAAAGAUAUGAAUUUCUAAAGAAGACCAAACGAAGGAAAAGAAACAGAAGAAUAUGGUUUCUGCUAACGGAGAGCCUGGAAGGAAUGAAUGAGAUGUUUGCUUAAUAUGAAAGAGGCUGAAGCAGCUUGGUAUGUCUCUUUCAUUCUUUGGAACAGCUUUUACUUGACCUAGGCUUAGAGCUGAUGUAUGAUGAAUGUACCUCAACUUCAGUUUUUUUCAUUGCUUUACUACCCUAACAAGUCUGUCAAUCAACACUUACACACUUCAAGACUUCGAGACACCCCUUCCUUUAAAGCACUUAUUUUUUCAACUCAUGCUCAAACAAUAUGCAGAAUAUAAUGCUAAUAUUCUUUAUUGUACUUUACAACCUUAACAUACACUACUUGACCAAAAGUAUGUGGACACCUGCAGGUCAAACAUCUCAUUCCAAAAUCAUGGGCAUUAAUAUGGAGUUGGUCCCCCCUUUGCUGCUAUAACAGCCUCCACUCUUCUGAGAAGGCUUUCCACUAGAUGUUGGAACAUUGCUGCGGGGAGUUGCUCCCAUCCAACCACAAGACCAUUAGUGAGGUCGGGCACUGAUGUUGGGUGAUUAGGGCUGGCUUGCAGUCAGCGUUACAAUUCAUCCCAAAGGUGUUCGAUGGGGUUGAGGUCAGGGAACUGUACAGGCCAGUCAAGUUCUUCCACACCAAUCUCAACGAACCAUAUCUGUAUUGGGUCUCGCUUUGUGCACGGGGGCAUUGUCAUGCUGAAAUAGGAAAGGGCCUUCCCCAACCUAUUGUUGGAAGCUCAGAAUUGUCAAGAAUGUCAUUGUAUGCUGUAUCAUUAUCAUUUCCUUUCAAAAACAGCCCCAGACCAUUACUCCUCCUCCACCAAACUUUACAGUUGGCACUAUGUAUUGAGGCAGGUACCGUUCUCCUGGCAUCCGCCAAACGUCCAUCGGACUGCCAGAUGGUGAUGCGUAAUUCAUCACUCUAGAGAACCCGUUUCCACUGCUCCAGAGUCCAUUGGUGGCGAGCCUUACACCACUCCAACUGAUGCUUGGCAUUGCGCAUGGGGAUCUUAGGCUUGUGUGCUGCUAUUUGGCCAUGGAAACCCAUUUCGUGAAGCUCCCGACAAACACUUCCUGUGCUGACGUUGCUUCCAGAGGCAGUUUGGAACUUGUUAGUGAGUGUUGCAACUGAGGACAGACAUUUUUGUACGCUCUUCAGCACUCAGUGGUCCCGUUCUGUGGCUGUCUGCUGAAUUUUUUUACACUUGUCAGCAACGGGUGUGGCUGAAAUUGCUGAAUCUACUAAUUUGAAUGGGUGUCCACAUACUUUCGUAUACAUAGUGUAGCUUUUCAAGCUCUAUUCUGGUAUAAGCAACCCAUUUGAGUGCCUUUUUUAUACAUGAACUUGAACCUAAACCACUGUCCCAGCAAGAGCAUGCACCAUACGCAACAGAUGUUGCUUAUAGCAGCUGAGCCUCCUACUCAAUAUGCUGUCUGUCUUAAAAUGUUUUAAUCGUAUGGUCAUGUUUUACUGGCACUGCUGCUGUGUUGGUGUGCUCUUUCGUGGUAGCCAGAGGAAGCUCUAAAGAAAGACGCCGGGCUCUAAAGGUGUAUAAAGGAGAUUCAAAUAAGACAGGGAUGUUCUGGGUCUAUUAUAACCCCGCCCCCAAAAUAAUAAAGAUCUAUGUACUGUUUGCGCUGUCAUAGCAACCGUUGCAGCACAGUUCAGAUGCAGAUUAGAAUGACUAUUGUCAAAGAAUGCAAGCCCCUCCCCCAAUUGUAUACAGGGUGGAUCGCCAUUGAGACCAGGAUCUCAUUUGCAAGGGAGCCCGGUGAACAGGAACAUGCAAUAAAUAAUAUCAAUACAGUAAAUACAAUAAGAGUCAUCAAAACAAACAACUCACAUAUCACCUCCCCUUAAACUCAAUCUAAACUGUCCAAUUCAGACAAGCGAGUCUAAUUUCAAGGUGGCCUGAAGGUUAUUCCAUGACCUGCGGGGAAUAGAAACAUAAAAACGAAAGGCAUUUUUACCCAGGUCAGUGGAGACCCGCGGGACCUCUAGAACCAGCCAGUCCAGAGAGUGCGUCUGAAAAAAGCUGGAUCUCCAGUUAAUACGGGAGCUGAGUUAGAAGAACCGCUUUAUAUAUACAAAAAAGUAGCCACCGCUGGGCCCUUCUGGUAGUCAGAGGCUCCCAGUCAACAGAGCUAUAGAUAAUGCAGUGGUGUGGAAAAAAAACAUUGAUAAAGCGCAGUGCUAAAUGAUAGACUGAUUCGAAAGGGUUUAAAGCAAAGGCUGCGCAUGCAUGUAGAUUAUAACGCCAUUAUCAAGUACUGGGAGAAGCGUGGCUUGAACAAUCUUCCUUCUACUUUCCCAAAGUGAGGAAGGAUUUAUUUCUAUAAGAGAAAGCAAUCUACGUUGUUUUUUUCAACGUGUGCUUUAAACGAGAGCUUAUUAUCGUCAAUCCAAACCCCCAAGUAUUUUUAAAGGGGGAACUUUGGGCUCCAUUCAAUGAGCAAAUAUGCAAGUCCUCAGGGUCAAUAUUAAGAGACCUAGAGAGCAACAUACGUGUGUUUUUUAUUAGCAUUUAGCAUUCAUUUAAGAUCACUAAGUGAUUUUUGAAUUGAGUCAACAACCAGGAUGAAUGUCAUGAAUGGCCUGCUGUAAUGAAGGCACACAGAAGUAAAUAAACUAUAAUCCACGUAGAGAUGAAUGUUACAGGUCUUAACAGAUAGACCAAUAUUAUUUACAUAAAUAGUUGACAACAGGGCCCAAAAUCGCCCUCUGGGGCAUACCUUCGUAAUAUUGAGAAAACUAGAUUUGAUACCGUCAGUAAGCACACAUUGUGUCCUGUCCGUUAGAUAGUUCCUGAACCAAUUGCGAGAUGCCUGAUUUCAGACAAACUUUGAACAAGUAAAAACAUAUCAAAUGUUUUCGAUAGGUCAAUAAAUAGGUCACAUGUUUUUACGUUCGAAACAAUAUAGCACAUCAUCUAAGACAAGUGUAGCCACUGAAACAGGGCUAUGUUCGGGUCUAAAACCAGACUUAUGGUCAUCAAGAAUAGAAUGAGAAGUAAAGAAAGGUUCAAGCUGAGAGUUGGCUAGGGACUCUAAAACUUCGGCAAGGCAAGAUAGCUUGGAAAUUGGAUGGUAGUUAUCCAAGUCAGGAGGACUGUGUAGGAGGAGGACUUAUGCCGUUUUCCAGAUAACUCCAGAAGCAAUUGGCAAGUAAAAAAUAUAGGAUAAGGAUUCUGCAAUAAGUGGGGCAGAAAUCUGCAGCAGAAAGGGAUCAAGUGAGUCAGCUACAGCCAAUUUUUAUUUUUAUUUUUUUUACAUCGAUCUUCAAUAAGGAACCUAGUACAUAAUGUAGACAUCCAAUGGUUGAAAUGAGGAAUGUGUAUCUGGGAAUGUAUUGUUCUCUGCAACCUGGCUCGAGGCGGAAUCAGACUUUUCAGAAGCCAUAAAAUCAAGGGCAAAGUGGUUACUAAAAAUGUCCAUCACAAAUGUCCAUCUUAUCUGUUAUGGGAACAGAGGCUGUCAUAACAUGCUGGAGUAAUGAGGGGAUGGAGUUUUGUUUCGGAGAUUUGACUCCUUUCCAGACGGCAGCUGGAUUCUCACCAGUUCAAGAAGUAUGUCGAUUUUUGCCUUUUUAACCAGGCAUAGACAUAUUUCUCAAGCGUCUGAAGGACUGCCAGUCAGACUUAAAUUCAGCCAUCCUAGCCUUAGCCCAAGCUACAUUUAUCUCCAGAAGUAUUUCUGAUAGUUCAUGCGUGAACCAGGGAUUAGCUUUAUCCCUUACCCUUAGUUUCUUGAAUGGAGCAUGCUUAUCUGCAAUAGAGCAAAGAAGUAAAACGAUGCGAAAUGCCUAUAAUUUAUCUUGAAAUAAUGUGAGGGCGAGGUGUAGGUAGCUUUGCAUCUCUUAUGCAGACAAUGGAACAAUGGUCACUGAACUCACUAGCAAAAAUACAAUUGGCUGUAUGGGGAACUAAAAGCUAACAUUAUUACAGUAAGUAAGCGGUAGGUAACUGCACACCUGUUCACACCCUUGCACUGUCUACUUUGGGCAUAGGGCGCUGGUUGGUCCUCCCAGCUCCUCUCCUUUCCUUUCUCAAAAUAAUAUUUAAAAGAGUAGAUUUUUCAGGGUGUUCAAAGAUGGGGUGGGUUAGUUCAAUUAUCAACUGAGUUACAUUUAGCUCAAUGCAGAUAUGUUUCCGCCUAUCAGAGCUACAAUAGACUCAUAGCCAGUCGUACAAUGCCAGCAACCUACUGAAUCUUUCGCUGCCAUGACUCCAAGAUGGCACUGGGCCUGAAAUAAUCAGUUCUUUGAAAUUCCGUUUCAGCAGUUCUGAGCUUGCCUUCCUAAUGUCAUUAGAACCCACAUGGACUACCACAGCGACAACCCACGUUUUCUGGCGUAAAAAGAGUAGGAUGUAGCCCAGUAAUGUCCUGAAGCUGAGCCCCAGGAUAGCACAAGGUUUUUGUCCCGGGAACGGAGAUGUUUCACACCAUAAAGCUAGCGAUGAUAAAGGCUGGUGAGAUGGCAGCGGAGGUCCGGAGAUUUUUGUGCCUCCCUCCAGCCACAAAACCCAUUAUGGCUGACAUAGGAGCCGGUGCGUCAAGACACCCUCGACGUCCGGUGAGAAGAGGAGUGCAGCGGAUCAGAAUCUGGGACAGUACACCCUCGGGAACUUAGAGAAUCCGAGGCAGAAUCCCCCUCGGAAAGAGUCCGGAUAGGGGGCAAUGGCGCUGGAGUCUCGGGAAGCCAAGAUGGUAAAGCUGUUUGACAACUGGAUUUGGGUCGGGCUUCCCAGCACCAAAGAAAUCCCACUUGCCACAGGCCACUUCCCUCCAUUUGGCCUAUGGCGGGUGACGUACUUUACAUUUACAUUUAAGUCAUUUAACAGACGCUCUUAUCCAGAGCGACUUACAUAGACAACCUGGUGGUCCCGGGCUCCCCCAGGAACACCAUAUCGAUACAGAACUUAGUGUGGACACCCGUUCGACGUAGUGUGCUGCAGCCCAGAGCUCCUCAGCUCACUUGAUCCACCAACCUCAGCCUCCCAGUGACUUGGAUUACAGGCACAUGCCACCGCACCCGGUACUUCCAUGGUUGGGCAGCAGAAUCGUGAGAGUAUUAUCCUCGAAAUCCACCAGAAGCAACGGUCCUGCUCCAUUUCCCAGGGGAGUGGGAGGCUUCUUUGGGGAGGGGUCCCUGGAAGGCAUUGGCCAUUCAGUCAAGGAGUGUUGAGAUGGUGGUGAUACUCUCAACACAUUGAAACGACGUCCAGCCUGUGGUGUGGAGAAGGUAGGCGUGGGUACUUUCCCCUGUAGAUUGUGCAAGUUUUUAAUCUGUUUACUAAGAGUAGUCACUUCUUUCCUAUAGUCUUCUGCAAGUAAACAAUUGUUGCAUCGAAACUCCGGUCAGUCCACAUUGUCCCGGAAGAGAGCAUAGUAAAUACAGCUCCUGGAGCACAAGAAAUGCUCGCUUUUUCCCUGAACGGGAAAGCAUCCAUGGAAAGAGACAUAGGAACUAAAGAGAUAGUGAUUUCAGGCAGAGUAAUAAAAUAGACAAUAACUGAUUUUCCGGACCUAUACAGGCGGUAAAUAGACCCGGUAAAUGCACCAAAUACAACAAAAAAAAAAAAUAUUAAACGAAAUAGACUCCAGCCUGUUAAACUUAACUUUCUUCUACAAACAAUUCAGUCUCAAAUAAAUGUGUGCGCUCUCUCUCUCUUUCCAGUAACCCUAACCUUCAUGGGAUAGUUCAGGGAAAUGACAUAUUUAUAUGUGUUUCCUUGAAAGCAGUCUAGGUACAAUGAGUGACUGCAAUCCACACUGCAAUCCACACUGCAAUCCACACUGCAAUCCACACUGCAAUCCACACUGCAAUCCACACUGCAAUCCACACUGCAAUCCACACUGCAAUCCACACUGCAAUCCACACUGCAAUCCACACUGCAAUCCACACUGCAAUCCACACUGCAAUCCACACUGCAAUCCAAAUCAUCUCCUAAAUGGAUUGUGUUGCUCAAUGGUUCAGAUGAUUUUGGCAGAACAUUUGAAAUGGGGAUACUAUUUGGUCCCAAAAUGCUAAUAUGAACAAAACCAAAUUGUGGAUUGCAGUCAUUCAAAGUCAGAAUUGUAUAAAUAUCUAAAUAUGUAAUUUCCCUUUAAUGUGAUAGUUCACACAGCUACAUCUUGAUUGCUUAGAGUAGAAAUUCAAUGUUUCUGUAUUAUUCUUUCGUAAUAUGAUAGCAUAUUAGUCUAACAUAAAGGGCUGGUGGGAACCAUUCAUUGGAUCCAUGAAUUGGCAUCAGUGCCCUUAUCAAGAUAAUAUUGAGUUGAUCUCUAUGAAUUAUUAGCUACAUCCUCUCCUCAAAGCAUCUGAUUAAUUUACUGCAGUAAAGUAGAGUUUUAUGAAAAAAAUUCGCAAAUAUAUUUUUUGAAGGCUACACAGCAAUUGAAAGACGGAUCUACUGUAAAGAUGUUGAAUUAACAUUUGAGUGAGUUGUCAGAGUUACCUGCUAUACAGUUAGAUAGACAGCCAAUCUGGUUUAGAAAGCAUGUGAUUUUUAUAGAGGCUGUCCAAACAUAGAGCAAUUGUUCUCCACACAUUUACAGACCUGCUAAGUGAUUUGGUUAGUGAAUUCAUUAUUUUAUUUACUGUAACUAUACCCUCAGUUCACAGACAGAUUUUUCACCUCAUUAUAUCCAGCACCAUACCAGUGUAUGUUAAGUUUUGUAGUCAGAAAGAAAGGUUUUCAUCAAAACGUUUCCUUCGUAAGAAACCAAAAAAAACAGUCGUUGCUUAACAAAUCAAACCUCGGUACGGAUUCUCUCUGUUUUGUUUGUCAUCCUGGGACCUGAACUGCGUCAUUUAAUUACACCUUUCACUUUGACAACUGAAUUGAUUGACUUUAAUUUGACUUGUUUACUUCAUACAGAAAGAACACUCAGGUCUACUGUUUAGUAGCUAAUCAAAUCACACAAUGUCUUAGUGCCACAGCACAUUGUGGGCAUGUGUCUUAAACGUCUUAAACCCUAUUAGAGAUUCAUGUACUUAACCGUUAUGGCCCAAAUGUAGUAGAACUAACUGUUUAUGUGACAAGCUUUUCUUUUCUCCUGCUUCUGUUUUUCAGAGUAUGCUGUUUUAUGGUACUGUAGAUGGCAAUUGUUAAGAAAAGCUUGGAGACACUUUUCCCACCACACGCUGAGCAAGCGUGAUGAUAUGUACCUUGUUGUCAGCCCUCUCUUAUACAGUAGGAGGACGGACCGGGUAUUACUAUAACCACAUCAGCAAUGUACAUAUUUCAAUGACUGUGCAAUUACAUGUUUUCUUUUUCUCUUCUGUAAAUUAGAGAAAUAGAAUCGACAAAAACUGCAAUAAAGUUUACAUUUUCUUAAAGAA